UGGGUAGUGUAGUCCAUGAUGCUUAGUGGGAAGUCUUCUAGGAUGCCGACGCCAUGAACCCGUGGUGCAUUGCUGCGUGACGUCAGAGCGGGCUAGCGUUUGAAUUCGGCGCCGCGGACAUGUUAUUAAACGGAUCUCCGCUUGUCCUGCCGCCUCCCGGGCCCGGGGAGCCCGAGUUACAGGACGAAUGGCGGCUCUACCAGCUGGACACCCGCAUCCGCACCUUCACCAACUGGCCGUUCACGGAGGGCUGCGCCUGUACCCCGGAGCAGAUGGCUGCCGCUGGCUUCAUCCAUUGUCCUACUGGGAACAGCCCAGACGUUGCUCAGUGUUUUUUCUGCCUAAAAGAGCUGGAAGGGUGGGAGCCGGAUGAUGACCCUAUGGAGGAGCACAAGAAGCAUGCCCCUAGCUGCCCAUUCAUCAGUCUGAAGAAAAAAGCAGAGGAGAUGACACUCAGCGAAUUCCUUAAGCUGGAUAAAGAGAGAGCCAAAAUAAAAAUGCAAAAGGUGAUGAACCAGCACAUUGAGAAGUUUCAGGUCUCAGCGAAGACUGUGAGAGAAUCCUUGGAGAAACUGGAUAAAGACGAAGCAUAAUUUUUUUCCUGGUCUUUUCUGUGAUAUUGGGCGUUUGCUCUGUUACUGUGUAUAUAUUGUUAAUAUUUUAUUUGGUUUUAUUGCAGUAAGUAAAAUUUACUGGAGCAGUGACUUAAAUUGUUCUUUUAAAAUGACCUCUUAAAUAAAGCAUUGCUUUUUUUAGACUGUU
Pseudophryne corroboree (corroboree frog) is the source of this 762-nucleotide messenger RNA. RefSeq names its product baculoviral IAP repeat containing 5 (gene BIRC5). Bases 120 to 593 code for a protein of 157 amino acids. The transcript has 4 exons. The record is from RefSeq and is a predicted model, not a curated record. Lineage: Eukaryota; Metazoa; Chordata; Amphibia; Anura; Myobatrachidae.